ACACGAAGAAAAGUUGUUAAUGAAUGAAAUCUGUUAUUUUUCUUCUCUCAAAAGACAAUGCAAGAAAUGUUUCUUUGCUCGCCACUGAAGAUUUUUUUCUUUCUCGUAAGAUUAGGAGCAAAUUUGAAAAAUUUUGAGAAAAAAAACCAAAUGGCAAUGGAAGACAAUAAUUACCAGCAGCAUGAGUUACCAUAAGGAUUGAAUUGAAAAGUGCAUUAUUUCUCAAUUUUGUCACUCUUCGUUAACUAACAUUCGCUUAUCGAUCUGUUAUUUUUUUCUAGUCGCUUCACGAUUCUAAGUCAAGAACUAAAAUGAAUACAAAACUCGUCAUGCGAGUUUUCUUUUCUGUGUCAUCAUUUGAGUUUUGUGGGAAAAUUCAUCCUGGCACGACAGGAUGAAAUGAUCAAGUUCUAUUGUGUCUUCCGGUAAUUCUUAUGCAUUAGAGAAAAGGAGCGAAGAGGGUUGAGUCAAUGGCGGAAUAAAUGAUUUGCCUGAUGCGUUUUCUUUUGCGAUAACACUUUGAGAUCCUCCUGGAAAAAAAGAGCGCUGUAGCUGAUUUUUGAGAGACGAAAGAGAUAAAAUGUUGUUUGUGAAACUGUUUUUUGUAAGACAAGUUGCAGAUGUUUAAGUUAUAUUUUGUGAUUGUGAUACAUUGCUGAAGGCAGGACAUUGUAUGACAAGACCGUGAAAGAGAUUGAAAGGAGAUAAAAAAUGAUGAAUUGUAGAAUUCGGUGGAGUUUUAAUGUGCAAAUACAGCCUUUUUGUUGUAACCGUUUCCGUCUUUUUCAAAUCUACCCGCAUUUCACUUUUUUCUGGUCCUUCCCCUCAAGAUAAGAGGCGUAUUGAAAUCCAUUUUUAUCAGUGUUUUCUACGCGCGACACCUUCGCCGCGCUCUGCAAUCGCUGGAAGUGAGGAGAAUGGUGAGUUCGACGGCGGUGGUGAAUUUGCCGCCAAAGUGGGGAUGAUGGGAACUUUCCCCUCGUCUUGGAUAAACAUUUUGCCCCUUCGCCGCCAUCGAACGCCAGGUGGCGGUAGUCGGCGGCCAUUGAUGUCACAACUUAAUUCGGAGCUCUGGAGUGGAGGAGAAACGUGGAUAAUUUCCAGCUUUAAAUAGUGAAGAAAAGCCUCAGGUGCGGUAAAAGUUUUUAAUCAACUCGCGAAUUUGAUCGUUGACGCGUGCAAAAAUGAGUGUAGUGAGCCGGGAAACGCAAGAAUUUGACAUGAGUGGCAUGAAGCGCAAACAUCGGGAUGACGAGGGCUUCUCUGAGGAGUACCAAACGCCCAAGUUCUACAUAACACUCGCGAAAGAGAGUCCGCGGGAGUGCGUGAGGUCUGACGACGACGCAACAUACGACAGCUUCCAUGGACGUGAAACAGACGUGUGCCGGGACACCAGUGACACGGAGACGAGCGGAGAUGAGACCAUCGCAGUGCUGGAGUACGAAGUGGCCACGGACAGCAGUUCCGAAAACAAUCUCUACUCCGAUGACUCCUCCAGUGGGUCUGAACACGAUGUCGUGAUUGCCGCCCUGACCAGCCUGAUCGAUGACAGCAUCUCCGGGAGUGACUUUGCCAUCUUCGCAGACACCGAGGCGUCCGAUGACAGUGCCACAGAUCCUGAGAUUAACCGCGCCGAUUACUGGGAGUGCGUCAAGUGCAAAAACAAGCAGAACAAUCCGCUGUAUCGCUACUGUGAGAAAUGCUAUCGGACACGGAAAGAUUACUUUCCACCGCGCCCGAAGCGCCGCAGGAAGCGCACGAAGAGGAGGACCAAAGAUCGCCGGAGGAGUCUGCGCGGUGCCAGGAGUUCAUCGGCGUCGGAUGACGAGGCUGACAUGGGCGAGAUCAAGGAUCGGCGCCGUGAGACUGAGCCAGAUGGUAAAGGUAGUGUUAAGGGUCGCAGGUGCCUCGUGAGUCGGCAGGAGUGUGUGGCCAACAGUGCCGGUGAGACGCCAGAGAGCGAUGAGGAGGAGGAGGCGGCGAAGGAUGGCGGCGGGGUCACGAGGUCCGGUGGGGCGGGGGUGAAUUCUAGUCUCGGCGAUCGCAAGAGACGAUCGAGUAGGAGUUCAGUGGACAUCCUGGAGGAUGAGGAGGAUGAUGUGUGCAAGAGGGCGAGAUAUGAGAAUAAGUUCUUCAAGAACGUCUGGGAUAAUGAGCCUGAGGAGUCUGGUGUGCAAUCCUGCGCCUCGAGUCAGGAUCUAUCGUCACUAUCACCCACAACGAUACUGCCGGAAAGCCAAGAGACGGCAAUCUGCGAGGAUUUGGAUCUGGCGCGUGCCAAGGAGCUGAGCGGCAGCAGUAAUCCACUGGAUGAGCCGUGUAUGAUGUGCCUGAAGGAGCCGAAGGACGGUGUCUUCGUGCACAGUAGUUUCCUCCAUCUGUGCUGCUGCUACAAGUGCGCCAAGAAGGCGUGGAAUAAGCACAAGAGAUGCCCCAUUUGCAAUUCUAAGGUCAAGAACGUACUCAGGCUGUUCGUUCACUAGCGCCAUCAUCAGGUUAAUUGGGUGUGUUUCUUUUUGGGGGGUGGGGAGGUGUUUCUGAAUGAAAUAUGAGAAAGAGAGGUGCUGUAGCCCGGGAAUAUAUAUUAGUGGUUUUAAAUAAAAUAAUUGUUGCGGACGUGAAAGAGGAAUUCAGAGAGAGAGAGAAAGAAAGAGAAGAAGAAUGAAGGUGGAAGAACUCGGCGAAAACGACAGUAUGGAUGGAUACGUGUUUAGCGCUAAUUGAAUUGCUUUUAUCGUUCCUUUCUUUCGCUAUAUAACUUCUUCAUUUUUUUCUUCAUCUAACUAACAAACGCUAAAGUCAUAAAAUUUAUGAUUGAAUCAAAAAUGCAAUUUUAAGAAGUUUACAUUAUAUUAGAUAGGUUUGAUAUAAAUGUACAUAUAUACAUAUGUUACUUUAGACAGAAGAGUUAAAAAUUGAAUUGGGUUGGAGUUAUGGAUCUUUGGACCUCGUGACACCUGAAAAUUUAUAAGAAAUAGGUUUUAUGGGCUUGUUUCUAUUCUAAAGAAGAGAAAAAAAAACUUAUAUUUACUACACUGUAAAUCAUGAUUUUACGAUUUAUAACGUUUUUCCAUCACUGGCAAAAAAAUUCCAUUGCUGAAAAAAUCAUCAUAGCAUGCAAAAGAAAAGAUGACGUUAAUGCUGAGAGAGAGAGAGAAAAAAAAUGAACAUUUUCAGGACAGACGAAUAAUAAAAGAAAAUUUCUUUACAGCCUCA
Phlebotomus argentipes is the source of this 3216-nucleotide messenger RNA. Its product is annotated as E3 ubiquitin-protein ligase Mdm2-like. Lineage: Eukaryota; Metazoa; Arthropoda; Insecta; Diptera; Psychodidae. The record is from RefSeq and is a predicted model, not a curated record. Bases 1185 to 2483 code for a protein of 432 amino acids. The transcript has 5 exons.